CUAUUUACAUACUAUAGUUCUACGGUUCUACACUGUCCAACACGUUGUACUAACAAUUGCACAGCAAAUUUAGUGCAUAUUUUCUGUUUUUACAAAAUGUUUCGAUUAUUCACUUCGUUAUAUCCGCAAAGUAGAAAAUUGCUUGUCACUGCAACUAGUUCUUUAUCCCAAAAUAAGCAAACGUUAUUGGCAGAAUGUAUUCGAAAUUUCACAGUGAGUUCAAAGCUACAUAAUUGGCCACAGAUCCAAAAACCUGCACCAGAGUUUUCUGGUACUGCAGUAGUUAAAGGUGACUUUAAGGAGAUUAAGCUGAGCGACUAUAAAGGAAAAUAUGUUGUUCUGUUUUUUUAUCCAUUAGAUUUCACAUUUGUUUGUCCAACGGAAAUCAUAGCAUUUAGCGAAAAAAUCUCAGAUUUUGAAGCUCUCGACACUCAAGUGAUUGGAGUUUCAACGGAUUCACACUUCAGCCACUUGGCAUGGAUUAAUACUCCCAGGAAACAAGGUGGCCUUGGAGGAGACUUGGGCUAUCUUUUGAGCGAUUUUAACAAGGAGAUAUCAACUAAAUACAACGUUUUAUUACAAGAUUCAGGAAUUGCACUCAGAGGUUUAUUCAUCAUUGAUAAAGAGGGAACUCUUCGACAGCUUAGCGUCAAUGACCUUCCAGUUGGUAGAAGUGUCGAGGAGACAUUGAGACUGAUCAAGGCUUUUCAAUUUGUUGAGAAGCAUGGGGAAGUGUGUCCUGCAAAUUGGCAACCAGAUUCCAAAACCAUCAAACCAAAUCCAAAAGACAGUAAAGAAUACUUUGAAACGGUUAAUUAAGCAUGCAUUUUAUUUAAAGAUAGGCAUAUGUACAAUACCGUAGAUUAUAACGUAAUAUAAUAUGAAAUAAAAUAGCUGUAAUACAAUAAAAUUAUAUAUUUCUU
Molecule: messenger RNA, 923 nt
Organism: Linepithema humile (Argentine ant)
Lineage: Eukaryota; Metazoa; Arthropoda; Insecta; Hymenoptera; Formicidae
Gene: Tpx-3
Product: peroxiredoxin
Biological process (GO): cell redox homeostasis; hydrogen peroxide catabolic process; response to oxidative stress
Cellular component (GO): mitochondrion; cytosol
Molecular function (GO): thioredoxin peroxidase activity
Source: RefSeq, a predicted model, not a curated record